Cokeromyces recurvatus is the source of this 1359-nucleotide messenger RNA. RefSeq lists its product as uncharacterized. The record is from RefSeq and is a predicted model, not a curated record. Gene Ontology annotation, molecular function: zinc ion binding. The annotation marks the transcript as partial. The transcript has 9 exons. Lineage: Eukaryota; Fungi; Mucoromycota; Mucoromycetes; Mucorales; Mucoraceae.
UUUUUUUUUUUCAGUUAUCAAUCUAUCUUGAAAGCAUUAGAAAUCCUAAAGAAUCAAAUGACAAAAGCGACAACAGAUAUUGCAACAUUAGAAUCUUUGAAAAGUCAAGCUAUUGAAGAUCCAUAUACUUUCAUUGACAGCUUGAAAUCAAAAUCAAAAAGUAAAGUCCCUAAAUUACAAAAAGUGAUUAGUGUACCAAGUAUCGAUUGGAAUAAAUACAGAUUUUUACCUGAAUCAAGGCUUGUACAACAGAAUACAGCCAUAAGCAAUUUAACACAGCAAUUCAGUUAUCAAAGUAUUUUGGAUACAACCAUGGCAACAGAAUAUACCUCACAACCUCCUACACCUGUUGCUAAAAAUCUUCAACAAGAAUUAGCUAAAGCAACCCAAGCUUUACGUCAAAUUCCUUCACAAACUAAUUCAGUUUCGGAUUUUUCUGAAGACGAAGAUAAUGAGAUGCCAACUACCAGUAGUAAUAAAACUACACCUUUUUCAAAUCGAACGAUUGCAGGAAAAGGUAAAGGAAAGACAAGAAGAACAUCUAUGGUACAGAUAGGUACAGAAAAAGACUUGCAGGCAAGCUCUGAAACAGAAAGACUUCAAUCAAUUGAACCUCGUACACCUGAUGAAAACAGUCCGAUCAAUUUAAAUUCAGAUGAUCCAAAUUAUACGCCUACUUUUAAGCAACCAUGGACAGAUGAAGAACAAAAACGUUUACAAGAAUUAUUAAUUAUAUAUCCUGAUGAACCAGUUCAAGCACAAAGAUUUAAUAAAAUAUCAAAAGCUUUAGGUACACGUACACCAAGACAAGUAGCAAGUCGAGUACAAAAAUAUUUUAUUAAACUAGCUAAAUUGGGAUUACCUGUCCCUGGUCGAAUUACGAUUCCUCCUUCCUGUAUGCCUAAAAGUGAAAAAGGUAAUCACAAGUCAAAAACGAAGCAUAAAUCAAAAGGUCGAGUCACAAAAGCAUCUUCAACACCACCCAUGUUACGUACUUCAGGUGUAGGUUAUAAUAGUAUGAUCUCUGGUGGUUUAACGAAUACACGAAUAUCAGGAGCUCAUUAUGCUAUAACACAAGGUCCUCCUGCUAUAUUUAUGUCUGAUGAUGAAGAAGAUUCUAGUGUAAAGGAGAUGAUGCGAACUGUUAAUAAUGCUAAUGGAAAAGGAACAGAAGCAAAUAAUGAUAUUAUAAUUCAUGAGGGUUAUGCAUGUGACGGAUGUGGUACAGAGCCUAUUGUAGGUGUCCGAUAUAAAUGCACAGUAUGUGAUAUUAGUGAAGAAGUUGACCUAUGCAGUAGUUGUAUGGAAAAAGGAACCUUUACAAAUGGUAUCUAUAGAUUUAUAUCUAUUUAUCUAUAA